AUGGGAGUGGAAGAUUAUAAAUGGUGGGGAAAACGUUAUUUGUUCAAACAUUAUAACGGUCUGAGUCUCAGUGGCAAGCAUCCGCUCCAGAAAGUCGAGUUUGUUAGCCUACCUUAUUCCUGUCCUUUUUUCAAGAUGAACAGAAUUAUUCUCCAGCUUUUUGCACUCGGAUUCUGCUUUGCAGUCGUUCAAGCUCUGACGUGCUACAAAUGCAGCCUUGGCUUAAGUAGCUUGUGCUUUACCACCAAUACUACAUGUAACAGCGGAGAACGAUGCUUCAGUGGUUUCGGGAAAGCAGCUGGUUACUUUGAUAUCAAGAAAAAGGGCUGUUUAGCAGUGGCCAAAUGCAACAUGACCGAACAAGUUACCUUCGGUGGCAACAACACCUUCUACAGCAUGACCAUGACAUGCUGCAACACCGACCUGUGCAAUGCUGCGCCCGGUCUGCCCGGGACCUCCGCUCUGAGCCUGACCCUCACCACCAUCACUGCUCUGUUUGUGGCCAACGUCCUGGUUUGAAAGAAAAUACAGCGGAAGAUGGAUAACACAAAGUGCACACAAACACACACACACUUAUUGCACACACACCAGCACUACAAUGAUUAAAUGCUCGCUCCUCUCCUCUCCUUUUUUUUUUUUUUAAACGUAUGGGUGUUGUGGUCACUAUUCUUGAUCUACACACAAAUUUUAUAUCCGUUUAAAUUCCCUCUUUUGUUUUUGUAUUUAGAUUACUCAGUAAGCUGUCCCAGUCCUCAUUUUACUAUAAGAGAUAUUAAAUUGUUAGUUGACAAUUUAAAGUGUAACACAAGACAUCAAAGAUGAUACAAGUAGUCCGCCACUUGUCUAACAUGCCCUCUAAUUUACUUUCUCCACUUGAAAAAUGUGUGGAAUUAAGUUCAUAUUCAUGAAUCACAUGGUAGGCAUUUCACUGCAUGACUAAAUUGUUUUUGUAGGUGAAUUAGUGCAAGUCAAAAGAAUAGUCCAACAUUUUGGGAAAUGCGCUUAUUUGUUUUAUUUGCAUUUUUAUGGAGCUACAGCCAGUAGCCAUUAGUUUAGCAUAAAGACUGGAAACGGGAAAUGGCUAGCUAAUGGCUAGCUUGGGACAGUCUAAAGGUAAAAAUUGUGGCUACUAGCACCUCCUUUUUACCCACACGUAACUUUACUAUUGAGCUUUUAAAGGUGGUAGUGAUUUUGUUUUACAAGUGGGUGUGGGUGUGUGUGUGUGUGUGUGUGUGUGUGUGUGUGUGUGUGUGUGUGUGUGUGUGUAAAACGAGGAUUAAUCGUACUUAACAAAAUGUCGAACUAUUCCUUUUAGUUUGUUGCUUUUGACCCACUGCAUUGUAAUUUUUUAAAGUCAGAACAUUCCAAAUAUAUAGAUUUCAAAGCUCCUAUGAACAUUUGUUUCUAGUAAUUUCAUUUAUUGCCAUUUGUUCGCUUUGUUAACGUGUAGCUAACAUAAUGUAAAUUGUCUCUUGGCUUAUGUCUGGUAGUGUCUGUGAAAAUAUUUCUCUUUGGUUAGCUUGUUCACACAAAUAGCUUCAUCAGUUCUGUGUUUAACCGGUUAUUUAAACUCUGGUGUAAAAGCUUUGUUUAUCUUGUUAGUUUUGGAUAUGUGAAAUGUGUGGGGAACGUGAUUAACUUGAAUCAUGUUUGUAGAUAUUGCAAUGUAAUUGAGAUUGCAGAAAUUUGAGACAAUCUUUAGAUAUUCUAUAUUUAACACAAAUCAUUAAAGUUGAAUUCCUAAAAUUGA
Messenger RNA from Perca flavescens (yellow perch), 1750 nucleotides. RefSeq names its product sperm acrosome associated 4 like (gene spaca4l). Gene Ontology annotation, cellular component: membrane. The transcript is spliced from 3 exons. The record is from RefSeq and is a predicted model, not a curated record. The coding region runs from base 1 to 519 and encodes 172 amino acids. Gene Ontology annotation, biological process: sperm-egg recognition. Lineage: Eukaryota; Metazoa; Chordata; Actinopteri; Perciformes; Percidae.